ACCCAAAAAAAAGAAGAAAAAGAAAAGAAAAGAAAGAAAAAAAAAACUUCAUAGAAAUUAAGUAUUCAUUAUUUGUUGUCUUGGCAUCGAAGUUCAAAGUUCAAUACACACUUUCUCUCCAUAUCUCUGAAAAUCUCAAAUGUGAACAACAUUCGAAUUUGUAAUUUGGGAAUUAGUAAAAUCAUUCUGGUGUUGUUUGCAUAUAUUCAAAAGAACUUGUUACCUUUUGAAUGCAAACAAACAUGUCCUAUUCUUGUUACUUCCUUCAAAGUGAGAACCUAAACAAUAAUUACCCUUUACUUCAUAAUUCAGAACACUAUUGCACCCUUGAAUCUUCUUCUACUAACCAAAACUCCCCAUCUUCUCUUAGUUUCUCACCUGAGAUUACUCCAAUGUUGAAGCAAGACCGCGUCGAACAUGACAAUGAAUCUUGCUUGACACAUGAUCAAGAUGACUUGAGCAACAAGUUAAGGGAAUUGGAAAGUGCUAUGCUAGGAUCUGAUGCAGAUAUUCUAAACACAUAUGGUGCUGCUAUGAUUCCACAAGAAUAUGACUCAUUCUUGAGGUGGGGGAAAAUGAUGGAGGUGAUAUCGCGAGGCGAUUUGAAAGAGAUGCUUUGUGCUUGUGCAAAAGCAAUGUCAGAGAAUGACAUGGAGACAACUGAAUGGCUGAUUUCUGAGCUGCAAAAAAUGGUGUCGAUUUCCGGGGAUCCGGUCCAAAGAUUAGGAGCAUACAUGUUGGAGGCACUUGUUGCAAGGCUAGCCACUUCAGGAAGCACAAUCUACAAUGCCUUGAGAUGCAAGGAACCUACUGGCAAUGAACUCCUUUCUUAUAUGCAUAUGCUUUAUGAGAUCUGUCCAUACCUCAAAUUCGGAUAUCUUUCUGCGAAUGGAUCGAUAGCCGAAGCAAUGAAGGAUGAAAAUGAAGUUCACAUAAUUGAUUUUCAGAUUAACCAAGGAGUUCAAUGGAUAAGCCUCAUAAAAGCACUUGCUGCAAGGCCUAAUGGAUCACCAAAGAUCAGAAUAACAUGUUUUGAUGACUCUACCUCUGCUUUUGCCAGAGGAGGAGGACUUAACAUAGUUGGAGAAAGGUUAUCAAGAAUUGCAAAUUCAUGUAAGGUUCAAUUUGAAUUUCAUGCUCUAGAAGUUUCCCCUUCUGAGGUGAAGCUUGAUGAUCUUGACAUUAGGCCUGGUGAGUCCAUUGCUGUGAAUUUUGCCAUGAUGCUUCACCAUUUACCGGAUGAAAGCGUGGAUAGCCGGAUAAAUCAUCGCAACCGGUUGUUAAGACUGGCAAAGUUCUUGUCACCUAAGGUGGUUACCUUGGUUGAGCAAGAUUCUAACACAAGUAAUCUUCCUUUCUUCCCACGUUUUGUUGAAACAAUGAACUACUACUUGGCUGUUUUCGAAUCAAUCGACGCAGCUCUUCCAAGGGAUCACAAAGAGAGGAUCAAUGUGGAACAGCAUUGCCUUGCUAGAGAAGUUGUUAAUCUGAUAGCAUGUGAAGGCGCAGAAAGAGUCGAACGCCACGAGGCUCUGAAGAAGUGGAGAUUGCGCUUCGAAAGGGCCGGAUUCUCACCAUAUCCUUUGAGUUCUUAUGUUAAUUCUUUGAUUAGGCAGCUUCAAGAAAGCUACCCUGGACAAUACACUCUAGAAGAGAGAGAUGGUGCUUUACUUCUUGGUUGGAAAAAUCAAUCUCUUAUUGUCUCUUGUGCUUGGAGAUGAAAAUUCAGUCAUAGAUUCAUGGUUAGUUUA
Arachis duranensis is the source of this 1751-nucleotide messenger RNA. RefSeq names its product scarecrow-like transcription factor PAT1. The transcript is spliced from 2 exons. Gene Ontology annotation, cellular component: nucleus. Lineage: Eukaryota; Viridiplantae; Streptophyta; Magnoliopsida; Fabales; Fabaceae. Bases 231 to 1721 code for a protein of 496 amino acids. Gene Ontology annotation, biological process: regulation of DNA-templated transcription. Gene Ontology annotation, molecular function: DNA-binding transcription factor activity; sequence-specific DNA binding. The record is from RefSeq and is a predicted model, not a curated record.